CACGGGCCUACAAAUCAUUCACCGUAACCACCAUCACUACGCGCUGGUUUACUGCCGAUCGUCAUAACAAGUACAACAAACCGUUGAAGGAUAAUUAGAACCAAUGGACUCGCCAGAAAGCAACAAGCUUGCAUCGUAUUUCGACCGAAGCGCUUCGUCAGUUCAGGCAUAUGCUACCAAGCUAGAGUUUGGGUAUGCUCGACCCGCAUUUCAAGCGUCUAAGGGCUAUUUCGAGGAGUUUCCUGUGCUCUCGAUAUUCCUUUUUGCAUUUGGACUCCUUAGUCUGUUUCCGAUCCUAUUUCUCUUGGGCAUAAUAGCAUUUUCUAUCGUUGGGAUCAUUUUCUUUGCUGUAGGCUUAGUCUUGGUCAUCUCUCUGGCGAUUAUUCUUGUAUUAGGGUCGAUUCUGAUUCUCACCCUCUUUGUCAACGUCUGCAUUGCUGCAUUCCUCACAAGUAUGCUGGUCUCAGCAUACUUGCUCAUACGACUUCUCACAUUAGUACGUCAACACGGCCUUGACGGGUUCAACGCAUGGGCAACCGAAAUACGGGGAUAUAUUGUUCAAACUUUGAAUGGCGUUGUCCUUGAUCAAGAGAACGAGAGUGUGGGUUCCUCGGAAUCUUCCAAAUCGAUGGUGGUAGUGGAGGAAAAGAAAGACUCAUCACCAAUCGUUAGCGAGGAGGAAGCGUCCUAGACUAGUUAGGUCGUUCCUGGACAGUUGCAUCAGUGUAAUAAUACUCAUUGACAGUUUCGGAUGAUCCAAGGUUGAGGUUGUGCACAACUUCAAUUGAGAUGGUUCAUACCCAUUCCGAUGUUCAACCGUUAUGGACCGCCUUCUCAAGUUCAAAACCGAGAAAGAGGCAUUUGCUCGGACGGUCGAAUUUCAAUUGUAUAAAAUAAACAGGAAGCUCAAUUGACACGACUCUCAAAGCACUAUGGCUUGUCGAUCGUAUUUCGCUGGAACAUUGUUACUAUUUGCAGGCAUUGCAUUCGC
Molecule: messenger RNA, 991 nt
Organism: Marasmius oreades (fairy-ring Marasmius)
Lineage: Eukaryota; Fungi; Basidiomycota; Agaricomycetes; Agaricales; Marasmiaceae
Exons: 6
Coding region: 104-691 (195 amino acids)
Source: RefSeq, a predicted model, not a curated record